Molecule: messenger RNA, 681 nt
Organism: Colletotrichum aenigma
Lineage: Eukaryota; Fungi; Ascomycota; Sordariomycetes; Glomerellales; Glomerellaceae
Gene: Pxmp4
Product: Peroxisomal membrane protein 4
Exons: 4
Coding region: 1-681 (226 amino acids)
Cellular component (GO): peroxisomal membrane
Source: RefSeq, a predicted model, not a curated record
AUGUCGCUCGCCGCCCUCGAUGGCCUCAAGGCCGCGAUCGAGCGCAUCAUCCUCGACCCCAAGUAUCACGACAUCCUCGCCGUCGUCAAAGGCGCCCGCAAUGGCGCUGUCUACGGCACCAAAGUCCGCUUCCCCCACGCGCUUGUAAUGAUCUUCCUCUUCCGCUCCGGAACCUUCCAACAAAAAGCAAGCCUUGUAUUCAAAGCCACCCGAACCCACGCCCGCAACCUCGCAAAGUUCGCGACAAUCUACAAGGGCACAAUGUACCUCCUCAAGCACUACGGCCCGACCCCGGGCAAGGAGGGCCCCUACGACUCCUUCUUCGCGGGCCUGUUGGGCGGCUACCUCGUCUUCGGCGGCCGCUCCCCGCGGACCGGCAAGAUCUCGAGCGUCAACCAGCAGAUUGUCAUCUACGUCUUCGCCCGCGUCGUCCUCGGCCUCGCCCGCCUCGCCGUCGUUCCCGGCAAGGGUCUCCCCGUCGUUAGCCGCGAGGACCUGUCCGCCAAGAUCAGCUACUACGCCUGGCCCGUCUUCGCGAGCACCAGUUGGGCCAUGGUCAUGUACCUCUUCCGCCAUCACCCGGCCGAUCUGCAGCCCAGUCUGCGGAGCAGUAUGAAUUACAUUUACGUACAGAGCAGCGAGUGGGACUCGCUCCGGAACUUCAUCUGGCAUAACAAAUAG